Messenger RNA from Nicotiana tabacum (common tobacco), 1596 nucleotides. The record is from RefSeq and is a predicted model, not a curated record. Lineage: Eukaryota; Viridiplantae; Streptophyta; Magnoliopsida; Solanales; Solanaceae.
AAGUAAACCAAACCAGAUUAAGAACAAAGGCCCAAAAACUAAAGAGAAGCAAUCCAACCAAGCAAAAAGUCUAGUCAAUCUAAAACCCUAGCCGGAAAUGGGCGAUUCUUCCACCGCCGGCAACGGCGACUAUCUGCCGCCGACAACUCCCAAACUUCCGAUACCGGGAAAACGGAACAUCCUCAUCACAAGCGCUUUGCCAUACGUCAACAACGUUCCUCACCUCGGAAACAUCAUCGGAAGUGUGUUGAGUGCGGACGUGUUCGCGAGAUACUGUAGGCUUCGGGAUUACAAUGCAGUAUACAUGUGUGGUACUGAUGAAUAUGGCACGGCUACUGAGACUAAAGCUUUGGAAGAAAAUUCUACUCCCAAGCAAAUUUGUGACAAAUACCAUGCAAUUCAUAGAGAAGUUUAUAAAUGGUUUGAUAUAAGCUUCGAUCAAUUUGGACGCACGUCUACUCCACAACAGACGGAAGUUUGUCAGGCGAUCUUUAACAAGCUUUGGGAGAAUAAUUGGCUCUCUGAGAACACUAUGCAGCAGCCGUACUGUGACACAUGCAAAAAGUUUUUGGCGGACCGGCUUGUAGAGGGUAACUGCCCAACACCAGGUUGCAACUAUGAUUCUGCACGUGGAGAUCAAUGUGAGAAGUGUGGGAAACUCUUAAAUCCCACUGAACUGAAGGAUCCAAGAUGCAAGGUCUGUCGUAACACCCCUUGCAUCCGAGAUACAGACCAUUUGUUCCUUGAGCUCCCUUUGCUAAAGGAUAAAUUAGAAACUUACGUCAACAACAUGUCAGUGGCUGGAGGAUGGAGUCAGAAUGCUGUCCACACAACAAAUGCCUGGCUUAGAGAAGGACUAAAGCAAAGGUGUAUAACUAGAGAUUUGAAAUGGGGGGUUCCAGUUCCACAUGAAAAAUACAAGGAGAAGGUUUUCUACGUGUGGUUCGACGCUCCUAUUGGAUAUGUAUCAAUAACAUCAUGCUAUACAACAGAGUGGGAGAAGUGGUGGAAGAAUCCAGAGAAUGUGGAGCUCUAUCAGUUUAUGGGCAAAGAUAAUGUGCCUUUUCACACUGUGAUUUUCCCAUCUACGCUACUUGGAACUGGUGAAAACUGGACUCUUAUGAAGACUAUCAGUGUAACAGAAUACUUGAACUAUGAAGCAGGCAAGUUCUCGAAGAGUAAGGGCAUAGGAGUAUUCGGUAAUGAUGCAAAAGAUACAAACAUUCCUGUAGAAGUAUGGAGAUAUUACUUGCUGACAAACAGGCCAGAGGUGUCGGACACUUUGUUUAGCUGGGCAGAUUUACAAGCAAAGUUAAACAGCGAGUUGCUAAGCAACUUAGGCAAUUUCGUCAAUAGAGUCCUAAGUUUCAUUGCAAAAGAUCUGGUUUCAGGUUAUGGUUCCAUAAUUCCCAAUCCUGAAGGAGCUGAAUCACACCCUUUAACUAAGGCCUUGGGUGAAAAAGUUGGAAAUUAUGUGGAGCAAUAUAUAGAAGCUAUGGAGAAGGUUAAAUUGAAGCAAGGCUUGAAGAUUGCUAUGUCUAUUUCUGGAGAAGGAAACGGUUAUUUGCAAGUAAGCCUGUCAAAUACUUCCCAACU